AUGGUGGUGAGGGCAGUGACAGUGGAUGAGGAUGGUCGAGGUGGAGGUGGAGUUGGAGUUGAUCACGACACUAGUCUCGAAGAAGAAGAUGAUGAAUUCAUCGAUUGCGAUUUCUAUGAAGCGUCUGAAUCAGAUGAUCGUGAUGUUGAUGAUGAUGAGUUUAAAUCGGAUGACAGUGAUAUUGAUGAUCAAUCCCUCUCCGAUAAAGUUCUCUCCCUCUUUCGAGAAGGAAAGGAUAUAGAAGGUUGUGAUCAUGGUUUAGGGGAAGAGAAAAUUAAUCAUGAUAAUGACAGUGAGGCUGUGAUUGAUGUGAAGAGACGAUUUGGGUUAACUUGCACGCGCUACACAAAGAUCAAGAAGUAA
This is a messenger RNA of Lotus japonicus, 363 nucleotides long. RefSeq lists its product as uncharacterized. The transcript is spliced from 3 exons. The record is from RefSeq and is a predicted model, not a curated record. NCBI's taxonomy places the organism in Eukaryota, Viridiplantae, Streptophyta, Magnoliopsida, Fabales, Fabaceae. The coding region runs from base 1 to 363 and encodes 120 amino acids.